CGGCGCGGGCGGCGGCGUGCGGAAGCGCGGGGCGCGGGAUGGACCCGCCGGUGAAGGAGGGGGCUCUGCUCGUGCAGCACAGCCACAAGUUCGGCACCAAGAGGUGGAAGCGGAGCUGGUUCGUGCUGUACCCCGCCAGCCAGCACGGCGUGGCCCGCCUGGAGUUCUUCGACUGCAAGGAGCCGUCGGCGCCGCCCGAGCGGCUGGGCACCCGGCGGCUGGACCGCACCGUGGUGCGCAUGGCCGACUGCACCAGCGUGGCUCCGGUGCCCGACAGCGGCCCCCGGCCCGGCACCGCCGUCUUCCGCCUGGAGACCAGCGACAGGAGCUACCUCUUCGCGGCUGACAAGCAGCAGAGUGAGGAGUGGGUGGCGAAGCUCUGCGAGAUCGCCUUCCCGGGAAACAGCCCAAGUGAUGGUGGUGUGCUGGCCCAGCGUGUCAGAGAGGGCAGCGGGGAGGCACCAGCCCUGCAGAUGGCCGUGAACUCCAUCUACUACUCCAGAGAUGAAGUGAACGCCUUCUGGGUGACGGCGCAGCGCACCGAGGCCGCCGAGCGCUGCGAGCUGCGUGGCGCCUACCUGCUGAAGGCCGAGCGCGACAGCCUCAUCCUGAAGGACCCGCGGACAAACGCCGUCCUCUACGUCUGGCCCUACCGGCUGCUCCGCAGAUACGGCCGGGACAAGGUGAUGUUCUCCUUUGAAGCAGGCAGGCGCUGCGACUCUGGCCCGGGCAACUUCACCUUUGAGACCAAGCAGGGCAACGAGAUCUUCCGCCUGGUGGAAGCCUCCAUCCGGGAGCAGAAGGCGCAGGCGGAGGAGAACCGGCAGAGCUGCGGCUCGCUGGACUCGGACGGCCCCAGCGUGACGCUGCUCCGCCAGGCGCUGGCAGACUCCCUGAGCCUGGAGCUGCCCGCGGAGGGGGCCGACGCUCCGCUGCCCAGAGCGGGCCCCGCGCCCCGGCCCGGCGCGGCCGCGGAGGAGCGAGAUGCCGCGUCUCUGCUGAAGACCCGGACUCUGCCGGAGCUCCCCGUGCCACAGCCCAAGCCCGCGGUCCCCAGCACCCCCCCCCGCUCCCCUCUGCCCAAGGCGCCCCGCGCCGCUCCGCCGCCCGAGGACCCGUCCAGCGUGUACUCGGAGCCCCUGGACUCGGUGAAGAGCUUCCGGCCCCGGCCGGACCCACUGUACUCGGACCCUGUUGACAGCAAGCCGGCGAGCGGGGCCUCGGGCGAGGCCAGCGUCGGGCUGCCGUCGGUGGGCGCGUACGAGCGGGUUGGUGCCGAGGCGGGGCCGGGGCGGCGGGAGCACAUCUACGACGAGCCCGAGGGCUGCGUGCCCCGCUCGCUGCCCGCUCCCGCCUGCAUCUACGACGAGGCGCGGCCCCCGGGCCAGGCCUGGCGCACGCAGGGCCACGACGGCCGCGGCGGCUAUGAGUACCCCUACAGCCCCGGCAUGGACGACUACUCGGUGCCCGCCUUCCAGGCCAAGGCCAAGGGCUCCAGGCCGGUGCCUGCCCCCAAGCCCCAGGUGGCCUUUGUCGCCAAGGGCGCCGAGAGGAGCGGGGACGCGGGCAGGCGGCGGGGGAAUGCUGCUGCCACCAAACCUGGCCUCAACAGCAGCAACAACAACAACGUGGAGGUGCUGUACAGCCGGGUACUGAGGCCCCGGCACGCUCAGGAGGAGCAGUCUGUGGAUGAGUGCAGCCUGGCGCCUGUCUAUGAGGACUUGGGAGAGAUCUAGCUGCUGCCGUGCCACACCUGCACGGGGGGCACGGGCACCAUCCUGAGCAGGGCUGGCUGCCCUCCACGGGUCCCGGGGCUGGCUUGGGGCUGGGGGCUGUUCGGGCUAGCUCGGGCAGACCUUCCCUAGCUCAGCCAUGGUGAGGGGCUGCGUUUCCCUUUUGGCAGCAGGAGCAAGAUGUCUGUGGCUGGUGCAGGUGCCAGCGAGCUCCCCUAGCCGUGGUGCAGGCUCUGCUGCGGCUCCCCACGCGCAGGAGCCCUGGCUGUGUUGCUGCUCCGGCACUGACCCGGCUGCAGGGCUGGGAUGCCCCUGGCUGUGCGUGGAGUACUGUUUCCAAAACUAUUUUUAUACAGAAUUAUUUUAAUAUUAAAACCCGUGUGCCUGAGAAUGAAACGUUUGCCUGGGCCGUGUCGGGGCUGUCAGGCUGCCGGGGUGUAACCCCAGCCAGCAACUAAGUACCAAGCAGCCACUUGCUUGCUCCCCCCUCACCUCCCUUAGUGUGAGGAAGGGGAUAAGAAAAGAAAACAAAGCUUGUCAAUUGAGAUAGGAACAAUGUAAUAACUAAACUAGAAGAUAAUAAUAAUAAACAAAUGUAAUAAUAACAACAGAGAGAAACAACCCCAGAAAAGACAAGUGGUGUCCAGUGCAAUGGCUCCCCACCACUGAAUGCUGCCUGAGCAGGGACCUGCCUGUGCCAACCGCCCACGGUUUGCAUAGAGGGCACGACAUCCUGUGGCCUGGAAUAGUCCUGGCGCUAGCUGGGGUCAGCUGUCCUGCCCACAUUCCCUUCCAGGUCCUUGUGCCCCCCAGCGUCCUCGCUGGCAGGGCGGAGGAGCAGUAGAAAAGGCCUUGAUGCUGUGCAAACCCUGAUGGGCAAUAAUCAAAACAUCCGUGGGUUAUCAGUGUUCUUUUCCAGGUAAGCCCAGACCACAGCCCUGUAGCAGCCACUAGGAAGAAAAUGAAACCUGUCCCAGAGAAAAGCAGGACAGAGGUAUGUGAAUGGGGGGAUGCUGGUGCAGUGCUGCGGAGCAGUGGCCUGCUGAGCACUGUUCACAUGGGGGCACAUUCUCAUCUGUGCCGGAGCUACUGAGCUAAAAGGAAGCUGUGAAGAAGAGUGUGUGAGGUUCAGUUGUGGCUGGGAGGCUUGAUGCCAGAGAAUCGUAGAACCCCAGAAUGGUGGGAGCUGCUGAGGACGAUGUGUGUGGCUCCUGCAGCCCCAGUUCAGAGCCAGGGAGCCACAAAGCCCUGGGGAAGUCUGGAGGAUCAGGUUCAGGUCCCCAGCCUGGUGAGAUGGUGACAAGGGGGUGAGCUCUGGGUGGAUGUCUGAUGGCUCAAGUUGCAGUCCUGGAACAAGGCAGCAGAGCUGUAGUCAGGACUGGUCUGUGGCUGGUCUCCUGGGCUGAGUCCUCUUCCCCACAGGUUUUGCUGUAGGAGAAGGGGCUUUUUGGGAAUCUGAGGGAGGCUGAGGUGGUGUCUACAUGGGAUGAGAGUCAGAAGCAGCAGGUAUGACCUGUCAGCAUGCUCAGGCUUCUGCUCUGGGCUUUAUCUCCUUUCUGGCAUCAGUUCAGAGUGUAACAACUGCUUCACAGUAAGGUAAAUGCAGAGUGAGCCUUUAGCUGGUCACAGCCUUCCUGUUGCCAAAGCAAAUGCCUGCAAGGAACCUUGCCGUUAGGACCAGGAGAUGAUCUUUCUGGAUGCUGUCUAGAUGAGGAAUUCUUCUGUCUGCCUUCACAGAAUCCCAGAACUGUUUCGCUUAGAAGGGACCUUAAAGCUCAUCUAGUCCAACCCCUUCGUCUUCAGGCAGGGACACCUUCCACCAGCCCAGGCUGCUCCCAGCCCCAUCCAACUCCUUUGCUGUCAUUGUGGCCGUUCUCUCCUGCUGCUGCUCCACUUAAUUGUCCUUACCUCAAGGCACAAAGCUUUGCCUCUGUGUCCUGAUCCCUUCCCUGCCAAGCUGGGGAGGGGCGAGUGAGCAGCUGUGUGGUUUGGUUACUGUCAGCUGGGUUCAAACCACAGCAGUGCCUUUUGGUACCCAAGCUGGGGCAUGAAGAGUUUGAGGUAAGGACAGGCCUGACCAGAGUGUGCUGGAACGAGUUUGUUACCCAGAUUUGUUGUAUUAAAGGAGGCGGCUGUUCACAGGGCUGGCUCCUCUGUUUGCAUGCUGGUGUCACACUGCUCUGUGCCCGUGGGGUGCUGUUCAUCGCAUCUCGGGGAGUGAUGAGGACCACGGUUUUGUUGUACUGGGUGCUGACAACUUAUGAUAUAGUGAUUCAUUGGUUCUGGGGUUUGGCUGGUGUCUGUGUGCAGCAUUGUUGACACUCCUGUGUCUCAAGUCUUUCCUCUCAGAACUCAUUAGUCAUCUCAUGCUGUCUAUGGGGAGGGCAGGAAGAGAUGCUUCCUCCUACCCUUUCACCUGCUCUUUCUGACUACAGCAGCCUUUGAAUACCCUUGGGACAUUCCAGUCAUCCUGCUUUUACUGCUCUGUCUCCUGGAUGGGUUUCAUGUCUUGCUUAGGGCUGUAAAAUUUGUUAAGCAUGUCCCCCAGAGAUCUGCCCCAAGGCUGGACAGUCAUGGGUGGAAUGGCAGGUGGGAGAAUAUGGGCAGGGAUGUGGGGGACUCUCACCUCCAGUGGUUUGGAACUUCACCCCUGUACCAUGACAGAGUGACAGAGUACUUGAAAGGAAAAUGUGGUUAUUCUGAGGAGGCACAACUGACCCCACUCUGCUGGGCCCUGGCCAGUAUCCACCAGACACUGCUAAGCAUCAGGCAGCACCCUCAGGGAGAAGGGGAGAGAAACAGGCCAACAGGUACCACAGCUGCCCCAACCUGGGUCCUCUGUAGGCCAGGUGACCAUUUUUACCAUCAGGAAAUGACUUGGUAGCUGCUCAAAGCCCAGCCAACCUCUUCCCUGUGGGGCUUUUUGUUUCCCCAUUCUGAAAGACACAUCCUUUUAACUGCUGCCUCCUCCCUUUCAGGACCCAGUGUGGGGCAGCCCUGACACAACUGCUCUGCUGGCAUAUCUGUUCUCCCACGGGCACUAGGGAGAGCACCCAUGUUCUCUCUGGCUGUCAAGAGCUGGUCAGGGCAACAGCACCGUUACUGCACUGUGGUGAUCAGGUGGAGGCCUUCUCAACAGGGGCCCCCAAACAGCCCCAGUGUUGUGAUUUGCUUCCCUUUACAGCCCCUUUUUCCUCUUCCCAAGUUUCCCCUUUAGCAGCUUCCUUGUAUUAGUAAUAA
Molecule: messenger RNA, 4973 nt
Organism: Colius striatus (speckled mousebird)
Lineage: Eukaryota; Metazoa; Chordata; Aves; Coliiformes; Coliidae
Gene: DOK1
Product: docking protein 1
Exons: 5
Coding region: 39-1736 (565 amino acids)
Biological process (GO): cell surface receptor protein tyrosine kinase signaling pathway; positive regulation of MAPK cascade
Cellular component (GO): cytoplasm
Source: RefSeq, a predicted model, not a curated record